AUGAACAUUCAGUCUGCCAUCAACAAAGAAGUCUUCCUCCCUCGGGAUGAGCGCAUGCUGGUGGCAGUGGAGGUGCAGAGGAGGAAAAGAAAGAGGAUGUCCUUCCUGCCUAUUGAACCCUACACCACCUUCAUCUGUGUUUCAGUGACAAACACAAGGCCACAUCAGCUCCUCAUUACAAAGGUGAAGCAGAUGGUUGGCUCAUCAUCCUUCACCAGGAGGUCCCAUUGGACAGUGGAACAGCUCAGACAGGUCAAUGGCAUCAACCCCAACAAGGACAGCCCAGAGUUUGACCUGGUGUUUGACAAUGCUGUGGACCAGUGGGUAGCCAGCUCAUCAGCAGAGAAGUGCAUCCUUAUCCAGAUCCUGUAUCACGCUUGCCAGACCUACUGGGAGGGAAAAGCAGGGAAAUUGGGAAAGGCAGGGAAGCUGGACAAGAAAGUCCGCCAGAGGAGAGCAAGUCAGUGCACUUACCAUGAGGUCCCAGGUGGUUCCAGUGACUCCCCACAGGGCUCUGCAUCCAGAACCCUGCAGGCCCGACGGAAGAGCUAUGUUCCUCCCAGACAGGCAGAGUUCAUCAACUGCCAGUCCAAACUCACAGGAGAUGCCUGUACCAUGAAUCUGGUCAUCUACCGCUGCAAAGCCUUCUUGAAUCGUUUGAAGAAUAUGAUGGUUACAAACCAAAGAUCACUAGGCCGAGGUCAGCCUGUACAGCGUCUCACAGGGAGCACUACGGGUAAUGUAGUUCAGAGGGUGAAUGUGUCUCUGGGGGAGCGUGGAGACAGACUGACUCGUGUUGAGAACAAGACUGUGGAGCUGAUGCACAAAGCCCAGCAGUUUGCAGACACUGCUCACAAGCUGGCCCUGAGGUAUUCAAAGUAA
Messenger RNA from Chelmon rostratus (copperband butterflyfish), 882 nucleotides. It is a transcript of the gene stxbp6l, whose product is annotated as syntaxin binding protein 6 (amisyn), like. Lineage: Eukaryota; Metazoa; Chordata; Actinopteri; Chaetodontiformes; Chaetodontidae. The record is from RefSeq and is a predicted model, not a curated record. The transcript has 6 exons. The coding region runs from base 1 to 882 and encodes 293 amino acids.